Molecule: messenger RNA, 936 nt
Organism: Zingiber officinale
Lineage: Eukaryota; Viridiplantae; Streptophyta; Magnoliopsida; Zingiberales; Zingiberaceae
Exons: 1
Coding region: 17-670 (217 amino acids)
Source: RefSeq, a predicted model, not a curated record
ACAAGGAGGUGGUGAUAUGGAGUACUCCCUUAGCAAGCCAAAGCCAAGAGCACUACUCCCUGACGAGGCGAAAAAGCUAUCUAUCACCGUCCUCAUGAUCUCCCUCCCUCUCCUCUAUGUCGCCCUCUUCCCCGUCCGGCUCUCCUCCCUCCACCAAGACUCCGUCUUCUGGUUCCUCGUCUCCAACUCCAUCAUCCUCAUCAUCGCCGUGGACUCUUGCACCUUCUCGUCAAACCAUGUGUGUGAUAUCUAUGAUGAGUUCAUCAAGCAUGGUCGCACGAGGCAAGUCGAACUGAGUCUCCCCUUGUCUUCAAACCCUUCGAUGAAGAUAGCGGAUUGCAAUGAUAACUGCGAGGAACAAGAGAAUGACGAGCUCAUCCAGCAUAGUAGCGUAGGCAAAGGUGCACCUCCUACGAAGAUUGAUAAUCACAAAAGGCCAACACCUCUUAACAAAAGUGCUAGCACAAAGUUUGAAACGUCGACGGUCGACAGGCAAACGAAGUCACUGCGUCGGUCAAUGACCGAGAAGAAAAUUGAGUAUGAAGUCCGUGAAGAGGAGGAAGAUACUGAGGCUGAUGAGUACUCGAGCAUGUCCCUCGAGGAGCUCAAUGAGAGAGUGGAAGAGUUCAUCAGAAGGUUCAACAGGGAGAUGAGGCUUCAAAAUGAAUGAAUAAAGGCUCUCAAUUUUAAUUACUCCGUUUCAUUAGUUAAUAGAAUCGUCUCCAGGCAUAGCAAGAGUUGAAGAGUUGGUAUCCAAGUGAUAGACUUGUAUUAAUGGGUAAGGGUUUGAGUUGUGGAUGCAGCAAAUAACUCUCCGAUUUAGGAGACUGCUCAGUACCUGAGUUACCUCCUUUCAUCUCACUGUGAGGCUGACAAUGAGAGGCACUUAGCGUGUCACGUUUUGCAUCAUUAGUUAAUAAAAUCAUAAAAGAAAAA